This is a messenger RNA of Mizuhopecten yessoensis (Yesso scallop), 416 nucleotides long. RefSeq names its product MAM and LDL-receptor class A domain-containing protein 1-like. The annotation marks the transcript as partial. The transcript has 3 exons. The record is from RefSeq and is a predicted model, not a curated record. Gene Ontology annotation, molecular function: protein binding. Lineage: Eukaryota; Metazoa; Mollusca; Bivalvia; Pectinida; Pectinidae.
AUAUUGGCAAAAUAUCUCGGUACAUAUUGGAAGCGUGCACACGCCGUUCGCCAUCGAUAUUCUCUUGCAUAGCGUUAGUGGAAACGUGGCAGUGGAUGACAUCGCAAUGCUGCAGUGUGGGGAUACUGAAGAGAAGGAGGUUGCCCCUGUGGGGUGCGGGACAGGAGACUUCCAGUGCAGCACCUGCCAUUGGGUACCUCACUCCAAGCUGUGUGACCUCAUCCCUGACUGCCUGUUCGGCGAGGACGAAUACCUUCCUUUAUGCUAUGAAAAUCAGUGGAAUGGAAGCUGUUCGUUUGAGGAUGGCUGGUGUGGAUGGGAAAAUAUUUUGAACCCUUUCCGGAGCGUGACACGAUGCGUGUUCGACAGGGCUAACUUCACAGACAUUGACAAGGAGAAAAUCGGCAAUAACCAUG